Ananas comosus (pineapple) is the source of this 1564-nucleotide messenger RNA. RefSeq names its product putative hydrolase C777.06c. The record is from RefSeq and is a predicted model, not a curated record. The coding region runs from base 237 to 1226 and encodes 329 amino acids. The transcript has 10 exons. NCBI's taxonomy places the organism in Eukaryota, Viridiplantae, Streptophyta, Magnoliopsida, Poales, Bromeliaceae.
CAAGCAACGGUCGAUCUCGCUUUAUCGCAUGUGUCCGUUAGAUGCCGUAAAAAAAAAAUCCAAUAAAAAACUGAAAAGAAAAAGAAAAAGAAAAAUAAAAAAAAGGUCCAUGCCGACGGUGCGGUUCCCGCCCCGUUAAUAUAUAUAGAUAUAUAUGUAGCCUCUUCUCCUCCGAGAUCUCCCGCACCAUCCUCCUCCUCCUCCUCCCACUACAUCAACAUCCAAAUCGCUCGAUCAUGGAGUUGAGAACACCAUCGCUCCAAAACGGGAUCCUACGCGGCGACGAAGCUCCCAACAAUGGCGGAUCCUCUUCCCUGAUCUUCCUCGGAACCGGUUGUUCCAGCGCCGUCCCCAACGCCCGGUGCCUGAUCCAGCCCUCCGAUCCGCCCUGCAAGGUCUGUUUCCAAUCGCUCUCGACCCCUCCCGAGCGAAACCCUAAUUACAGGUGUAAUACUUCUCUUUUGAUUGACUACUGUCCGGAUGGUGGAGAGCACAACUAUAUUCUGAUUGAUGUUGGAAAAACCUUUAGAGAACAAGUUCUGCGUUGGUUUGUUCACCAUAAGAUUCCUCGUGUUGAUUCCAUUAUACUGACUCACGAACAUGCAGAUGCUGUCUUAGGUCUUGAUGAUAUUCGGGUGGUACAACCAUAUAGCGCUACAAAUGAUAUUGAUCCCACUCCUAUUUAUCUCACCCAGUUUGCAAUGGACAGUAUUGCUUUAAAGUUCCCAUAUCUGAUCAAGAAGAAACUAAAGGAGGGCGAAGAAGUUAGGCGUGUUGCUCAACUUGAUUGGAGAAUUAUUGAGAGUCACUGUGAGAAACCAUUUACAUCAUCGGGGCUAGAGUUUGUUCCUUUGCCGGUGAUACAUGGAGAGGAUUACAUAUCUUUGGGCUUUUUAUUUGGAUGCAAGUCAAAAGUUGCAUAUGUAUCUGAUGUUUCACGAUUUCCUGCUAGCACCGAGUAUGUUAUUUCAAAGUCGGGAGCUGGACAAUUGGAUCUUCUCAUCAUAGAUACUUUGUACAAGGGAGGCUCCCAUAAUACCCACCUUUGCUGGAAUCAGACUCUUGAUGCUGUUAAGAGGAUAUGUCCGAAGAGGGCGCUGCUCAUUGGAAUGACUCAUGAGUUCGAUCACCACGAGGAUAACGAGAUAUUGGCUGCAUGGUCCAGCAGGUGGUGUACUUUGGACUUGUUCCAUUUGAGAAGGGAUCCCAGUGCAGCUAGCUCAUGAUGGUUUGCGACUCUACAUGGACCUCUAAUAUGGUAAGUUACAGAGCACUUAAUAGUUGAGACAACUAUUUCUUGAUUACUAUAUUUUCUCAUUAUUCUUCUUGGAAGGGGGAAAAUUCAAUCUUCUAGAGGCGCUUCUUGAGUAUGGAAAUGUGAAUGCAAAGAUAAACCACCCUUUGCAGUAGCAUAAAAUUAACUAAUGAGUCAGGUUGAUGAACUAACUUGCAGUAACCACUUCUUUUUUGCUGCAAUUGCUAUGUUAUUCUUGAUUUGUAUUUUGUACGACUUUGUUCGCCUUGUUGAUUUAAGUAUUAGACAAUUUCACCGAUUGUUUUAUCA